Messenger RNA from Amoebophrya sp. A120, 3104 nucleotides. Lineage: Eukaryota; Dinophyceae; Syndiniales; Amoebophryaceae. The record is from the annotation of a GenBank genome assembly.
GGGGGAUCCUUGACAAGACAUGUCGCACCAUGCAGGAACUUGGUUUAUCGUCUUGCCGAAUCAUCAUUAACGUGUUGGGUAGUGCUUAGUGCGAAACAAAGCUAAGAAUCCGAGUCUUCAAAAGACGUGUCCAUUAAACGAAAAUCAACUACUACAAGGAAGAUGGAAGGUUCACCGCAGGAACGCAGUCGUACGGAAGAAGACCCGAAUGACCCGAAGCUUUUUCGGUCGUGGUCGUGGCGAUCCUCAUGUAAGCUUGUUGGGCUAGUUUUGUCGAUUGCGCUUGUCUUCGGGUUUCAAGUUUUUCCUGGUAGACGUUUCUCCUCGCAGCCACAGACCUUGGGAAGCGACAACGAGUCAAGCAACCAGCCUAUUGUGAAGCGCGGCUCCUUACGCGGGAGUACAACUUCCAUCGCAUCAUUAAAAUCGGCCGGAGCUGAAGAAAGUCAAUCGGCCGCGAACGUAGAUGCAGGCUCGUCUUUUCUCGAGACUGCCUUUGUUGAGCUGGACCUGCAUGCGAAUGCCGCAGUCCAGACUGGUCCCUCGGAAAAGCCAACUGCUGCCCAAGUCGAUUCCGAUUCGGAACUCUUUCUACCGGAUGAGAGCUCGCAAUCGACAAACACGCUCGAUAGGAGGCUUUUCGAGGAAGAAGUGGACUCCAUGAAGCAGGGCUUGGACGUCGGCCUUUUCACGGUGGGCUGUAGCGCCAACUACGACCGCGGCGAGUUCCGGCCGGGCGGGGCUCUGGCCUGGAUGAUUGGCGAUUACCAACUGUUAAAAUGGAGGGACGACCCCGUCCAGGCUCCGCUGCUGGAGAAGUACACGAAAUGGCGGGAUCGCACGAAAUACGAGCACAUUUACGUGCUGAAGAAGCCAAAAACCUGCGAGAGUGAGUGGGUGGUCGCAGACGCCGCGGUACCGGGGAAACUGAUCGUGGAAAGUGCAAGUCCCGUGCAGCAUAAGGGAAAAGGCAAGGGCAGUGGCGGUAGCGGUAGUGACGUCGAGCAACUGGACCUGGCAAACUACAAGCUGCCUCUGCUCGUCAAACGAUCCAAGCAGGAGGGGGACGAACCUACUUCGACGGACGCGAGCGUUUCUACUACGGCGGAGAGUGAGCCGCGGUCGCUCGUCUACCUGUAUGUGAAGGCUUUGUCGUCCGCGGAAUCUUCGAAAGGAGCCCAGCAGCUGGAAUUUGUGCGGGGUGAGAACGGCGAACGCUGGAUACUUUCUCCGCAACCCGUUCCGGGAACGGAAACAACGCGCUUUCUUUCGCUACUGCCACGGAGCACGCAGACGCUCUUCGAGAAACAGGGCUGGGACAGGGCGGACCCCUCUGAGCUCAUGAAAAACCUCCAGGUGCGCGUAAUAGGGCAUGCCACCCCAACUCCCGGAGCAAAGCCUCCUCCGGCAGCACCGCGGGGGGAGAAUCAAAAUCCGUCUGAAGAAAGAGGCAAAGACUCUGUUGAACCUGCAGCAAAACAAGCAGGCCAAGCGUCUGGAAAGGACGCCACUCCACAAGGCGCCUCGGCACCCGCAGUUACGGGCAACGCAAAAACGCCAGAACAAUCGGAAACGGACGUGGGAACAACAAAUUCUUUUCUGGAACAAGAGGUCACAGCCGCUGCGCCCGCUGCCCCGCCGGCAAAGAAAACUACAUUACCGCUGGCGACGGACAGCUUGCCGGAGGAGUUUGGCCUGGCGGACCGGGUCGUGGGUGUUCAUGUUCGUGAGGCAAACGACGCACAUGUGGAGCUGUUCGAAGACGUCGACCGGAAGUCCGUCUUUAUCGGAGCGAUGGGCGGACUGGAGGGUGAGCAUAGCGGUCUUUUGCAGGAAACGCUGCUGGCAGAGAACAUGAACUGGGCCUUCGGAGACUACGAGGAAAUGCAGGAAGCCUGGCGAGACCUCGCGAUUGUCGCGACCCACACCGGGAACCACUUCGUUCACAACCUCUUCGCACCUCUGAAACCGGUAGUGCAGUUGCACACGCACCUUUCCCGCAACGCCGGCGUAGACGGCUUUUAUGUGAAGCAGGAGGCCCGGAAGGAACUCGGCGGCGUCGUUCUCCUACACGUCGCGGACCAGGGAGGAUUGCUCAAUUUCUUUUUCCGCCCACUGGCCACCGACACGCACGAAGAGGUCAGUCUUUCCUUGCAGCGAAUUCGUGACACCGAACACCCGGACGAGGUAUGGGUGAUGUUUUUCUACGUGUUGAUGAAGCAAACACAAACGUUUUUACUUAGUUUUUUUGGGUUACACGCUGAGCUCUCGCGAACAAAUAAAAACUGUGUUGUCCUCCCUUCAAAAUUCGCUUCAAUUUCACAAACAUUACUUACAAAAGGACUACUACCACCUGAUAAAGCGCGAAGGGGCAAAAGAGACUGUGGGAACAAGAAAAAUACACGCUGCUGUUGAGUUCUACGCCGAAAUCAAGAAGUUCAGGUUCGAACUGACCAACGUGGGCCCCCUCCCGAAAGCGCCCGCUGCCGCUUCGUUUGUCCAGCAGACACAACAACCUGGUGAGGCCGUUCCUGCUGCGGAAAAUGAUGUACCCACAUCUACUUCGCCUGCUGUUGCGGCUGCCACCCCGGCAGAUGCACCGGCGGAAAGUGCGAGUGCCAAGCAAGCCGAGUAUCAAGAGGCCGCGCUCGAGAGUCGGGAGGUGUCAGCGGAGGCCCGGGAACUGAUCGACAAGCAGGGACCGCAGGUCGUGGCCGCGGCGCUCUGCUCGGUCUCAGUGUUGUACUACAUCGCAGCGGGAAGUUGGGCCACAAUGAACAAUGCGGUUUUCCAGUACAUGCACAACGGGCAUUCCCUCGAUUUUAUCACGCGAGCGGUUUCGUUAAUCUAUCCGCAAAUCGCGGAACCAAUUUCAACCAUUGCUCCGUUUUUGGGACUCUUGUAGGUGUAGCCCAUACAAAAAUAAAUUGCAGAUCUCCAAUUUCUUGUCGAGAAUACAAAACAAAAACCCGAUGAUCACCAAAAAUCUGCAAGUUCAACUCCUCGAGAAUGAUGACACUUCAAAAGUUCAGUUCUGCUUCUGAUCGAAGCAGUGAAGAACCUUUUACCAAUUCAUCCUUCAUCGCCCUGACUUUGUUUGAAAG